Molecule: messenger RNA, 2133 nt
Organism: Cotesia congregata
Lineage: Eukaryota; Metazoa; Arthropoda; Insecta; Hymenoptera; Braconidae
Source: the annotation of a GenBank genome assembly
AUGGAUCAAGAAUCAAAUAAGUGUGAUAAAACUUCAGAGGUAACCAAACAACCUCCAGAAAGAGUGCGUUGUACAACAUCACAAGAUACCGUUGCUUCUUAUGCUGAAAUGAGAAAGAGUAGUCAACCAAUUGAUACUAUUGAUACUAUUUGGAACUUAUCAUCAUCGAAUACAAAUAAUUUGCUGUCUAAUGACGCCCAGGAUUUUUUACGCUAUCAAGAAGGUCAACAAAAGUUGAAACAUAUUUACAAAGUCUACACUUCUCUUCACAGAAAAAUGACAGCGUCUAAAAAAGAAUUUGCUGAACUCAAAACAGCUUUAGAGAAAGAAACAACUUUGAAUAAAACUCUAAGAAACAAAUCUGCGUCAGCAUUACAAUUAACAGCAUCAUUUAAUCAGCAUAUUAAUUAUAUGAAUGAUACGUUGAUUUGCAAUAAAGAGUCAGCAAAAAAUCUAGAAGAUAUGUACGAGAAUGAAAUUGUAAAAUUAUUGAAUGAUAAAGAAAAUUUAUCAAAAAAAUUUGAUGAAUUAAAUCAAUUUUUCCAGAGUGAAGAUGAAAAAUAUAACGAAGAGGUAAAAAAAAUACAGUUAGAAAUUGCUAAGAUGAAAACUAAAAAUGCAGCAUCAGAAGAUAAGCUGAUAAAAUUAAAAAUAGAAACUAAUAAAGCAAAGGAAAAAUUAGCGAUGAGUAAGCAAUUUACUGCAAAUCAGAAAAUUAUUGAAGAUGAAUUGAAAAAUAGAGUGGAAGAGUUAAAACACUCAUUGAAUGAACAAGAAAAAAAAAGGAUGGAUAUGAUGAAUAAUUUUCCUGAUACUGAUAAAAUUAAAGAGACGAAACAGUACUUUGCGGAAAAAUUAUCUUUGGCUGAAGGAGAAUUGAACAAGGCAAAGUCACUAUUAAAUAGUGUCCGAGAAGAAUAUGAAGAAGAUCUUAAAAAAUAUGAAGAACAAGAAAAACUAUGUGAAGAUUUGGAUAAAAAUGUUGAAGAAACUUCGUCGCAGGUAAAUCAGAUCAAAAGCCAAACUGAUGAGGCUAAUUUGAAGUUGAAGCAGGUUAAUGAAGAAAAUUUGAACACCAAAAAGAAAAUAGAUGAAAAAACACAUGAUCUCUCAUUAAUAAAAGACAAAAUAGCUUCGGAGACUCUUGAAAGAAAUAAUUUGGCUGAUCAAGUGAACAGUUUAAAGGAAGCGAUGGAAAAAAAGAAGGAAGAAAACGAUGGACUUAAACAGAAGUUGGAAGAAAAAAAAGCUCAGUUAAUUGAAGUAGAACAAUCUAAAACAAAUACUAAUAAAGAUUUGAAGGAAUUUCAGUUAAUUGAAGAAUCUAAAGUGGUAGAGUUUCAAAAAAAAUUGGACAUCCAGAUAGAACGUAAAGAGAAGGCACUGAUUGAAAAUGAAGAAUUGAAAGUUGAUAAGCAAAAAAUGGAGAGAGAUUAUGAAAAAUCUUUGAAAGAACUAGAUGAUCGGUACAAUGCAGGUGUUGCUAACUUGGAGAAACAAAUGGCCUUGAAUAAUAAACUUGCUGCUGAAUUAUCUGAGACUCAAAAUUCUAUACUUAGUCGUCAGGAUGAUUUUACUAGUCUUGAGGCGCAAAUCGAGAAGGAUAAAAAAAAUUUGGAGAGUAAAUUAAAAAAAGCAGAAGAAAUUUUGAGUAAAAAAAAUGAAUCUGAGAAGCAAUUGAUGGAACAAAAACAUCAAUUGGAAGUUAAAAUAAAAGAAUUGGAAAAUGAAUGCAAGCAGUUAGAAGAAAUGUAUGGUAUUGAUGGUAAAUUAUCAAAAAGUCUAUCGAAUCUUGAACUUAAAGUUCAAACACCUGAGAAACCAAUAUUUUCUUCUCAAUCAUCAGCUGAAUCGACCAAGGAACUACAAAACAGUACAAAUUUAAAACAAUUACCCAUACCUGGAAUCUCUUCGCAAUCAUCUCGAAAAAAAUCAUCAUCUUUUCUACUGUCAUCUGAUUCUGAUGAUGAUGAUAUUAAGAAAAAAGAAACCCAUGACAAGGUUGAUGGAUUAUUAAAAGCGCUUCGAAUUUCACAAACUCCACCGUCAUCUCCAGAACAAUCUUUGAAAGUAACUCCAUCGCCGGGUACUGCAAAGCGGAGUUUAUUUUCUAAAAAAAACGAAACUUCUUAA